Messenger RNA from Exserohilum turcica Et28A, 465 nucleotides. RefSeq lists its product as uncharacterized. The annotation marks the transcript as partial. The record is from RefSeq and is a predicted model, not a curated record. Lineage: Eukaryota; Fungi; Ascomycota; Dothideomycetes; Pleosporales; Pleosporaceae. The transcript has a single exon.
AUGCCCAAGGUCCCAUCUUCUGCUCGCGAUACCGUGUUAACUUCGACUCAACGACGCCAGGCUCAGUCCGAUCGGGUUCGUCGUCAAGGGAAAGAGAUGACUUUCCGCUGCAAGCGCUGCGAGAAGAAGAAUCUUCGUUGCUUUGUGGAUACUGCGUCCGGGCAGUGUGCUAGUUGUAUUGCUGUAAAGGCUGAGUGUAGCUUGUUUGUGACUAAGGAAGAGUGGGAAAAGGUGGAGGCCGAGAAGCGUCAAAAGCGUAUUGACAUUGCUCGUCUUCGGUCUCAGCGUGCUCAGCUUGAUGCUCAGCUGUCGCAGCGGGAGUUGGAGCUUUUGGAGAUCGAGGCGCAGGAGCGAUCAUUCGCUGAUCGUGAUCAUGCCCUUCUGAAUCUUCAAAAUCGUAAAAAAGAGGAGGCUGAGGGGAGUUCCGCCCCUGGUAUGGAGUUUCCGGCAACCGAACCAUCGCUA